This is a messenger RNA of Pisolithus orientalis, 1452 nucleotides long. Its product is annotated as cyclin-domain-containing protein. Gene Ontology annotation, cellular component: cyclin-dependent protein kinase holoenzyme complex; nucleus. The record is from RefSeq and is a predicted model, not a curated record. The transcript has 5 exons. Gene Ontology annotation, molecular function: protein kinase binding; cyclin-dependent protein serine/threonine kinase regulator activity. The coding region runs from base 1 to 1452 and encodes 483 amino acids. Lineage: Eukaryota; Fungi; Basidiomycota; Agaricomycetes; Boletales; Pisolithaceae. Gene Ontology annotation, biological process: regulation of cyclin-dependent protein serine/threonine kinase activity.
AUGCUCGCCCUCGUCCAUCCUCUGCCCCGAAAACCGCCAAUACAACAACAUCGCCAUCACUAUCAAGAGUCUUCAUCUGCCCAAAAGACCGCUUCAGGUUCUUCCACUGUGGCCUGUAACUCGCACCCAGCUCGGCCAAAUGCCGUGCAGCCACCAUACUCGACUAAUCAGCAGCCUACAUACGCUGCCACAAAGAAAGCCCCUUGCGAUAAACAACCUCAAGCGCCACCACCUACCACACAACCCGUCGACAUCCAUUCAUACGUUCAGACUGAUCUUCUUAAACUCCUUGCUUCCUUGCUCACCCAAAUCGCAUCUACUAACGAUGCACUGGCAUCAACGGACCCCGCAGAUACGCUCUCCACAUUCUCACACCCCACUCCUCCGGAAGAUUCCACUCGUGCCUCAAUAUGGCGCUCACUCACCUCCGCAUCGCAUGCAGCGCUCGCCAACCCUGCUUCCGCACUUACCUUCCACGCCCGCAACAUCCCCACGAUCACCCUCGAGGCCUACCUUCUCCGCAUCCUCCGAUACUGUCCGACGACGAACGAGGUGUUCCUCGCUCUAUUAGUAUACUUCGAUAGGAUGUCCCGGUUGGCCCAAGAGACAACUGGUAGAACAUUCGUGAUCGACUCGUACAACGUGCAUAGGCUUGUUAUCGCAGGGGUCACCGUCGCCAGUAAAUUCUUUAGCGACGUAUUUUACACCAAUUCCAGAUAUGCCAAGGUUGGGGGUCUUCCUCAGGCAGAGCUUAACCAACUCGAACUCCAAUUUCUCCUCCUCAACGACUUCCGUCUUGUCAUAUCCCCAGAAGAGAUGCAGAAGUAUGCAGAACAACUUAUUCUUUUCUCCCAUUCCCAACAACAACAACCUCCGCCUCCUGUUCCGUCAUCCUCAUCGUCAUCAUCAGCGACCCCCCACCCUCGCAUAUCCCCACGCUUGCAUUCAUCCACGUAUUCCUCUUCUGGGCCGGCACGCGCAAUGGGGGCCAUAGACGCUUAUGGAGGUACUGUAGCGCCCGACCGAACGCCCAGCAUGCGUCCCGCACAUGCUCCAUCUGUACAUGGUUACGCUCCUUCCAGUUCCCAUCACCAUUACCCAACGAACAGCUCUAGGGACGAUGAUGCCAGCAGCAUCGUAAGCACUGAUACCGAGACAACGGAGACAGAGGGCGGAGAUACAACGGACGAUGAGCCGACAAUUAGACCACCGAAUUCUGCGAGUUCAUGCUGUGGCGAUGCUCUCGAGGAUCAGGAAGGUGUCCGGGAAGGCGAGUGUAAUGGAAGCCGAGGCGAAGGGAAAGACGGAUCGGUGGAAAGAUUGGCUGAUAAGGGUAUAGGCCGUCGUGCGGACGUAGAGGGCGAUGGUGACAGAGGGGAUGCCACACCCGAGCUAAGAGCGCAAAGAAGGGUUCGCGAAAUUAGCGAGGAUAUUGGGAUGGGAAGCCCCUAG